Branchiostoma belcheri (Belcher's lancelet) is the source of this 562-nucleotide messenger RNA. Its product is annotated as 40S ribosomal protein S15-like. The coding region runs from base 65 to 508 and encodes 147 amino acids. The record is from RefSeq and is a predicted model, not a curated record. Gene Ontology annotation, cellular component: ribosome; cytosolic small ribosomal subunit. The transcript is spliced from 4 exons. Gene Ontology annotation, biological process: ribosomal small subunit assembly; translation. NCBI's taxonomy places the organism in Eukaryota, Metazoa, Chordata, Leptocardii, Amphioxiformes, Branchiostomatidae. Gene Ontology annotation, molecular function: structural constituent of ribosome; RNA binding.
UCACCGCGCAUGCCUUUUGGGUCCAAUAUCCGGGGUCUUUCUCUUCGACUCGAAUCUGCUCAAAAUGGCGGACGAACAAGCUGCCCUGAAGAAGAAGCGUACCUUCAGGAAGUACACCUACCGAGGUGUGGACCUGGACCAGCUUCUGGACAUGUCCAGUGAGCAGCUGAUGGAGAUGAUGAAGGCGCGCCCCCGCCGGCGGUUCUCCCGCGGCCUGAAGAGGAAACAUCUCGCUCUCAUCAAGAAGCUGCGCAAGGCCAAGAAGGAGUGCCCCGCCCUGGAGAAACCCGAGGUGGUGAAGACGCACCUGAGGAACACUGUCAUCGUUCCCGAGAUGAUCGGCAGCAUCGUGGCCGUCUACAACGGCAAGACCUUCAACCAGGUGGAAGUUAAGCCUGAGAUGAUUGGGCACUACCUGGGGGAGUUCUCCAUCACAUACAAGCCGGUGAAGCACGGCAGACCUGGUAUCGGUGCCACCCACUCCUCACGGUUCAUCCCGCUCAAGUAGACACCAUGGGGCCAUAGCAUAGUUACCAACAAUAAAAACUGAAAAUAUCACACA